AGCACGCAGGUGACGGAAGCUGGGGCGCUGGAGUGCAGGUCCGCCCGGCUGUCGGAGUGCGCGUCCCGCGCGGCAAGCCGCUCCUCGCCGGCUGUCCGCGGCCGUGGCGUGUCUCCCAGAACCCGGGCAGCGCAAGCCGGGUUUGCUUAGAGGCGACGCGGUCCCCCCAGCGCUUGGGCCACCGGCCUCCAAGCCCGCUCCUCGGUGGCUGGAGAACAGCCGGGCUAAGCCGCUGAGAGAAGCAGGCCAGAGCCUUCCGGGGCCUCGGGCCCGGGGACCCGGGGAGGAUGAGCUGGCUCUUUCCCCUGGCCAAGAGUGCCUCCUCCUCCGCAGCUGGGUCCCCCGGUGGCCUCACCAGCCUCCAACAGCAGAAGCAGCGCCUAAUCGAGUCCCUCCGGAACUCACACACCAGUAUAGCUGAAAUACAGAAAGAUGUGGAGUACAGAUUGCCAUUUACCAUAAAUAACCUGACAAUUAACAUGAAUAUACUGCUUCCUCCACAAUUUCCUCAGGAAAAACCAGUGAUCAGUGUUUAUCCACCAAUACGACAUCAUUUAAUGGAUAAACAAGGAAUAUAUGUUACCUCUCCAUUAGUAAACAAUUUUACAAUGCACUCAGAUCUUGGAAAAAUUGUUCAGAGUCUGUUGGAUGAGUUUUGGAAGACUCCUCCAGUUUUAGCUCCUACUUCAGCAGCAUUUCCAUACCUGUACAAUAACCCAGGUGGGAUGCCUCCUUAUGCCACUUCUCAGGGUUUUCCAUUUCUUCCUCCAUUUCCCCCACAAGAAGCUAAUAGGAAUAUCACUUCUUUAUCUGUUGCUGACACUGUUUCUUCUUCAACAACAAGUUUUACCACAACCAAGCCAGCUGCUCCUUCAUUCGGCGUCCUUUCCUGUCUGCCGUUACCUGUUCCCACAACAGAUGCUUCAGCUCUGACAAGCCAAAAUGGUUUUGGUUACAAGAUGCCAGAUGUCCCUGAUGCAUUUCCAGAACUCUCAGAACUAAGUGUGUCACAACUCACAGAUAUGAAUGAACAAGAGGAGAUAUUACUAGAACAGUUUCUAACUUUGCCUCAACUCAAAAAAAUUAUUACUGACAAGGAUGACUUAGUAAAAAGUAUUGAGGAACUAGCAAGGAAAAAUCUCCUUCUGGAGCCCAGUUUGGAAGCCAAAAGGCAAACUGUUUUAGAUAAGUAUGAAUUACUUACACAAAUGAAGUCUGCUUUUGAAAAGAAGAUGCAGAGGCAGCAUGAACUUAGUGAGAGCUGUAGUGCCAGUGCCCUGCAGGCAAGAUUGAAAGUAGCUGCACAUGAAGCUGAGGAAGAAUCUGAUAAUAUUGCUGAAGAUUUCUUGGAGGGAAAAACUGAAAUAGAUGAUUUUCUCAGUAGCUUCAUGGAAAAGAGAACAAUUUGCCACUGUAGAAGAGCCAAGGAAGAGAAACUUCAGCAGGCAAUAGCAAUGCACAGCCAAUUUCAUGCUCCACUAUAGAUUUUCCUGCAAACAUGAACUGCCAAGAGAGGAAUGGGACACAAAACUAAACAAAUUGUUUUAUAUUUAUGAUUUGCAAAUUGGCAUUUCAUCACAGUGGCUAAAAUCACAGACAUACUAUACAGAUUGUAUACAGAACUGAGACUGAUUUUUUUACAGAUUAGAAUGAUUGCUGCGAUCUUUGCUUUAAGGAAUUUUUCUGCACUAUUUGCACUAAAAAAUGUUUAUUUAUUGUCGAUAAAUACUAUCAUAUUUAAGUUCCACUGCUGUUCCUCUUAUUAUUAAAUGACUAUGCAUGUAAUUUUAGCUAGUUUUCAAUAUUUUAUAAAAGUUCAUUUAAAUUUGUAUUUUUAAUUUGAAGCUGUCUCAUUUCUUUAUCAAGAAUGGUAUGUUGUUUCCUCUCAAUCUUUUUUUAAAAACUAUUUCAACUGUGGAAAGACCCUUAUUUUUCUUCUUUCUGGAUGAUAAAACUUUCAAAAGCAAUUUGUUUUUAAAUAUUCACGGUGUCAGGAAACACCAAACCUGCCAAUAUGCCACCUCAAGAAAGUAACUUUUAAUACCUACAAGAAAUCAAAAGAAUAAACCA
This is a messenger RNA of Lemur catta (Ring-tailed lemur), 2070 nucleotides long. It is a transcript of the gene VPS37A, whose product is annotated as VPS37A subunit of ESCRT-I. Bases 288 to 1484 code for a protein of 398 amino acids. The transcript has 12 exons. The record is from RefSeq and is a predicted model, not a curated record. Gene Ontology annotation, biological process: ubiquitin-dependent protein catabolic process via the multivesicular body sorting pathway; protein targeting to membrane; protein targeting to vacuole. Lineage: Eukaryota; Metazoa; Chordata; Mammalia; Primates; Lemuridae. Gene Ontology annotation, cellular component: ESCRT I complex.